AAAAACACAAAGCAGUCUACCUAAAUUAGCUAAACAUAUAACAAUCCAGAACAACACUGGAUGUUUUCCUAAGGAAAUGGGAUGCAUUUCCCACGAAAGGUGUGUCCUCAUCAUGCUGCCAGGAACGCGAAUUCCAGUAACAGAAAGUUACGGCGAUUGACGUUAUAGCCUCCCAACUUAAUAUCUUCGUCAAAUAUUUGAUAGUCGUGUAACUGAAUAGGUUCUAUCAGCGGACUCGAAUCCAGCAUUCAAAGCUUUAAUCAGACUUUAUUAAACUACUUACUCUGAUUUAAAAAAAAGUUAAGUGUUAGGGAUUAAAACAAUUACUUCCUCUUCAAACUGACGUUGAAGUUUCAACUUCGCUGCGUUUGAAAUUUAGUAAGAAUGUAUUUGCAAAUCCUUGUAUCAAUGACUUGUGCAACACUUGUCAGUGGGAUGGACCUUCAAUGUUACAAUGACUAUGAUGAAACCAUGGAUUGCCAUUUUUCUUCUUUGAAGUCCAACUGUAGUGAAUAUAACCUGGAAUUGAAAACAUCUGAUCCGAACGACUCCUAUAGUUGCAUUUUCAAAGAAAUAAUGAGAUCAAGCGAUGUCAUAUGCAGUUGCUCUAUUUCUAUGCGAUCUCUAAUAAUCUCUGAAGAAUUUACAGCAACUCUAAGGAAUCAGAGUUUCAGAAUCCGCGUCAGUAACAGCAUUAAACCAAAACGUCCCAAAAUUACAGAGGUGAAACAAUCACCAAAUGGAAAUUUCUGGGUAACAUGGACAACAAACCAUAAAAAAACAUUAGCCGAUAAACUGACGACUGAACUGACAUACAAAAAAACGGGAGAUAUAGAUGGGGUGUCCCAAAAUACAUCAUCUACUUUCUUUGAGAUACUUGGGACGGACUUGGAGCCAAAUACAAAGUAUGUUCUAAUAAUCAGGACAUACACUGAUUUCAGCGAACGUUUCAGUGAUAGCAGUGAAGAGUGGCACUUUACUACCCCUGUGGGUUCAUCUCAUGUAUUCAAGAUUGUCAUCGUUGCUCUGUCCAUUGUCGCCAUCAGUCUAACAUGUUUCCUGUUUUGGUGUUUUAUCAGACUCAAAAGUAAGUGCUGGGAUACGGUUCCUAAAUAUCCUUGUCCAGCCCUUUUGAAAAUUGAUUCUAAAGAGCCUUGGAUAUUAUCUCCUUCAAAGACCCCUUUGUGUCCCAUCUCAGUUGAUUCUCUUAAGAUGAAUGGGACAGAAGGAAAACAAUUGGCUAUUCAAGAUGGGAGUGGUCAGAGGCACGAGUAUGAAAGUGAAGCAGUCCAUGACUUUUCUUCCCAGAGUUAUGCUCUCACAUGUCCACCGCCAAUGAAUGAUUUGACACCAUGCAAUGGGCAAAAACAAAUCGCAAAAACUCAAGCGGAACUCUUCAAAGUCCUUCACAAUCUUUCCAUGUCACAAUGCUACUUGAAUGUUCCCAACUCAAAACCAAUCAACAAUCUAGAGUCAGUGAUGGAAAGCCCAACCUGGUUAACUAUGGGGCAUGCAAUUCCUUGUGACGGUAGUUAUAAUUCAAAUGAAAUUAAGGUCACCUUUCCUCAAAUAUUUCUUGGUACAAAUCAAGAUCCCACAUUGUCUCCUUUUGAAGAAGACUCCUCUUACCACCCUUGUACUAAUGGUUUUGUGAGUUCCUCACCAGUAGAAGACAUCAGUCUGACUUGCAAAACUAAGGAACACAACACACCUACCCCUACAUGCAGCCUUUUACCAAGUGGCGAUGAUUACCAAGCGUUACAAAGCCUACAACAGCACAACUCAUGUCAGUGGACUUUAAGUCACAGUGCUGAGCAAGACAGACUAUGUCCAGAGAGUAAACACCUUCAAAGCUCAGAGACUAUGCCUCUGAAGCUCAUGUGCAACUCCCAGGAAGGACUGUUCUUUUCCAUGAGUACUUUUCCUAACAAAAUGGAGCAAAUCGAUGAUUAUCACUGUGUGUAACAUCUCAUCAGGCAGAGAAAUGUACAUUUUGUCUUUAGUUUUAGUAUUUUUUACCUUGGGCGAAUAUUCUUUUCAACAUUAAUACGAUAAUCAUGGCUAAAUUAUCAUACGCAUGUAAAUAAUGCUUCCACAGAUUUUAUCAUUAGUAAUUAAAAAUACUUGGUUAGACAAACCAUUAGGUAACAUGUUAUGAAAUAUGCAUCAGUGCUGUUUGAAAUAUGGCACAAGAAACUUUGCAGGCCUUCUAACUCGAAUAGAUACAGUAUCCACAGGAGUCCACUGCCUGCUAUACUACAACACUUCAGUCAUCUACAUGCUGAGAAAAUUCACACUUAUGACCCAUGCAAAUUAUCUAGGCAUAUGUUUACAAAUGGACUGCUAUUUGAAUGGCAAUGUAAAUGUGUGACAUGCUUAACUUCAACCUUGUAAUAUAUUAAAAUUGUAAUAGACCCAAAUGAAAAAUUUGUAUUCUAUUAGAAUUUUAUUUAGAUUGCUAUAAGUUUAACUAUCGGACUAUAACCACUAGUAUUACUAAGACCAAUGAGUAACUGACAGUUUGAAAAGUGUUCGUGACAAGGAAGGAAUGUAUACUUCCUCAUUGUGGUCCUCGAACAUUGCACAUCUAUGAAAAUAGUCCACACCCAUUGCGACACAGAUAAGCCAUCUUCUAAAGACAGCAGUAGAUCAAUAGAUAUUUGCACAUUUCAAGGCUUAGCCAGUUUGUCCCAAACAUAUUGCAUGUCAUGCAAACUGCUUGCAAAAAUUCAUAAUAUGCAAGCACAGCUGUAAUACCUUCUAAAAAAGGAUGAAGUUACGAUUUGAAACGUAACCCAUUAUGACCUUUUACAUUGCAUGUCAAAGCAGUAAGGGUCAUGUUUGACGCAAGUCUAUGAGUAGCUACCAUGGUACUUGAGCAGGACUAAAGUCAGCUCAAAAGGAUGCAGGCAGAGCACAGCAGUAAUUUCAAACCCCACAAGGUGUAAAGUAAAAAGAUGAAACUUCAAAUAUGUACUUAACAUGUGUAGGCAUACUUGGCAAUAAAGUUGAUUCUUGUAUACUA
Osmerus eperlanus (European smelt) is the source of this 3025-nucleotide messenger RNA. RefSeq lists its product as uncharacterized. Gene Ontology annotation, molecular function: protein binding; cytokine receptor activity. Lineage: Eukaryota; Metazoa; Chordata; Actinopteri; Osmeriformes; Osmeridae. Gene Ontology annotation, cellular component: membrane; external side of plasma membrane. The record is from RefSeq and is a predicted model, not a curated record. Gene Ontology annotation, biological process: production of molecular mediator involved in inflammatory response; cytokine-mediated signaling pathway. The transcript is spliced from 10 exons. Bases 385 to 1965 code for a protein of 526 amino acids.